AUGGCCGCGCGUACUGUGCAGAAGUCCGCGAUCCCCAUCCAGAACCCCAAUGCCAUCAAGGUCGUUGCGCCGAACGGAACCAACAAAGACCCAGACGCAGCUACAGCCACCUCUCCAUCGGUGAAGUCACAGACAGCUUCCGAGUCGUCUCCAACAGUCGCCAGUGCCGUCGCCAACCAUCCGUCAGCCACUGUUCCACCCGUGGCAGAAGGGUCGCGACCAUCCGCACUGAGGGCUCCCGGAAACAACUGGCAAUCGCUGGACAUGGGCGGAGUUGGCAUCCGCAACAUUCCUACCACUUCUGGACUCUUUUCCUUCACCUUCCUGACCAACCUCUAUCUCAACCACAAUGACCUCACCGCCAUCCCCCCUCAAAUCUCCAAACUCCGUCACCUCGAGCUCCUUGACCUCUCGGGCAAUCAUCUCGAAUCGAUCCCUCCGGAGCUUGGGAUGCUCACGUCGCUCAAAGAACUCUACCUGUUCGACAACGCUCUGAGGAAGCUUCCCCAUGAACUCGGCACCCUUCAUCAACUUCAAACGUUGGGAGUUGAGGGCAACCCUCUCGACCUCUCGCUGAAGCAGAUGGUGCAGAAGGACGGUACACAUGCUCUCAUCGCUUUCCUUCGCGACUCCUGCCCCAUUCCGGCGUCUCCUCCUGAGCGUCAGUGGACACAAUUUGUGAGCCAGCCGGAACGAGACGCCAUGGCCAGCGACCCGAACGCCGAGACUUUCUCUCUGUUCUGCUACAACAUCCUCUGCGAACGCUGCGCAACGGAGCGUUUGUACGGGUACACCCCUUCGUGGGCCCUUCAAUGGGACUACAGGAAGGAACUCAUCAUGAACGAGAUCCUGAACUACACUGGCGGCCAAAAAUAA
Epithele typhae is the source of this 876-nucleotide messenger RNA. RefSeq lists its product as uncharacterized. The record is from RefSeq and is a predicted model, not a curated record. The transcript has a single exon. Gene Ontology annotation, molecular function: protein binding. Lineage: Eukaryota; Fungi; Basidiomycota; Agaricomycetes; Polyporales; Epitheliaceae. Bases 1 to 876 code for a protein of 291 amino acids.